This is a messenger RNA of Hypanus sabinus (Atlantic stingray), 2410 nucleotides long. RefSeq lists its product as uncharacterized. The transcript is spliced from 13 exons. The coding region runs from base 36 to 1646 and encodes 536 amino acids. The record is from RefSeq and is a predicted model, not a curated record. Lineage: Eukaryota; Metazoa; Chordata; Chondrichthyes; Myliobatiformes; Dasyatidae.
CAUCUUUAUUGUGGGCAGAGGCGCCAGUCACAAAGAUGGCGUGCGCUGGGCCGACGGAUGGAGCGGUUAGCGGGCGGGCUGAGGCCGCGGCUCCGGAGUGGCGACCGCCGCCCCGGGAGCGCUCGCUGAUGGAUAUCGGCGACCAGAUUCACCGCUGGAAUCGCGUGAAGAGCCAGCUGAAUUUGCAGAGCGACGAGGCGAUGGCUCGGACCCUGCUGGAUGCGUUUGUGAAGAUCCACAUGAGCCAUGCCAGCCCUAGCCAGAACGAGCAUGAAGCCUCUUGCGUUGAAGAAGUUGUGGUGACUCACGCUGCCCUUGGGAAAGGUGAUGCUGUCCACAACACCAGCUCCUUCUGGCCUCCGGCAGCCGUCAGUAAAGUACGGAGGCUUGCAGUCCGCACCCAGUCAUGGAAGAAAGGUCGCUCUGAGGAGUCGAAGCACAAGGGCAGGAGGUCCCGGUCAGAAAGAAGUGCCAGGCGUGGCUGUCUCGUUCUUCCAAAGAUUGGAUCUGAUAACACUGGGCAGGUGGCUGAGCGGCUGCCAUUGGCGAGGCUGCCCUUGCCAUUGGAAGAGGCCAGCCGAGAUGUGCGGAGGCGGCACAGACACAAGAUCUUCAUUGGAGACCAGCGAGUUCGUUGGAACUCUCUGAAAACGCGUCUCGAGGUGAGGAGUGACGAGGAAAUGGCCAAGAUUCUGCUGGAUAUCUUUAUAGAAAAUCAGAUGAAUCAGCCAGGGCCGAGCUGUGAUUUCCUGGAGGCUGCUCCUGACGAGAGAGUAGCUAUCACUUGCGAUACAGUCACAGAACAAGAUGAUUUGGACAGCUUCCCCUCGUUGUCUCAGUCAGCAGGCUCGGAAUCGACAGUCACCCUGUCACAUCCCAGCAGCAUCGACAGUUUUGAGGAGGAUGCUGACGCCGACCUCUUCAGCGGCACAGACUCUCCGUCAGGGAGCAGCAACAGACUUCCGGCCGCAGCACACAGAAGAGCCAGAGCCCUGCUCGCUAAUCACGAGACGCGGUCAGAGAAAGAGGAGGGAGAAUGGGAGCUGGGCAGCAAGAACCACAAGUUCAAACGCUGUACAUUCAGCAGCAAAGUAUCGGAUCAAAGGAAUAACGAGAUGGAAUUGAUAGACUCUUCAAACGCACUUACCAAGGAGCCGGAGCGGCAACACUCUCUUGAUAGGGAAAUUAUUGCUGUCUGCAUCGGGGAAGGGGGUGUCCCAACCUGUGCUACAAUCAAGAAAGAGCAAGAGGAGCUGUACAGUCUGCCUUCGCCAGCAGCGUCUGCCUUCUCCGGGACCACAGUGACCCUGUCACAUCCGAGCAGUGAUGUCAGCGUUGAAGAGGAGUGCUUUGUCAACACAACAGUGGCAUCAGAGAGUGAGACCGAGGGGACAGAGAUGGUGACCAAUCGGAGAAAGAGACCUGCCCUCCCAGAUGAAGACUCCAAGGGCAGCAAUGUGCAAUGGGAUCGUCCCGGGCUGUUGGAUAUUGGAGCGGAGAUUGAUCGUUGGAACUUUGUGAAGGGUUAUUUGAAGCUAAAGACUGAUGAAGAGAUGGCAGGGGUGUUACUGGACUUAUACAUGAAGACGCACGCAAGUCCACCCCAUCCACUGACUCCAUUCCCCGUGUUUGUGAAGAAAGUGUGAGAAGCUUCCCCCAGUAGUAAGGUCAAGCAGAGCGGAGCAGCGCGGUGUUUGCAGCCAUGAAUGGCUAGCACGGCCGGCACCAGUGAGCCAGGAACUGCCUGCUUUUGCGGCCCAGGAUCAGAGUUGGGAGCUAGCAUCUCGCAUCCAGGCAGGUAACGUUCCAGUGAAUCCUGCACACUCCCUACAGCUACCACAUCUUUCCAGUGGCGUAGUGAGUGGAACUGUACCUGGUGUGACGGGACGCUGGUGUUAGCGAGAGCCCUUCUGAAUCCUCGUUCCGUUGCAGGUAACGUUCCAGUGAAUCCUGCACACUCCCUACAGCUACCACAUCUUUCCAGUGGCGUAGUGAGUGGAACUGUACCUGGUGUGACGGGACGCUGGUAUUAGCGAGAGCCCUUCUGAAUCCUCGUUCCGUUGCAGGUAACAUUCCAGUGAAUCCUGCACACUCCCUACAGCUACCACAUCUUUCCAGUGGUGUAGUGAGUGGAACUGUACCUGGUGUCUAGGGACGCUGGUGUUAGUGAGAGCCCUUCUGAAUCCUCGUUCCAUUGCAGGUCCUGGAUGAGGAAGCCUGAGACCAGCGCAUGUCCCUCCCCACCUCCAGUGGCUCAGGAUGUCCCGAGCAGACGUGCUACAGCAACUUUGAUCGCGAUGUGAUGCCAGGCAGUUGGAUUAUUUAUUUUUAUAUAGAUAUGUGAACACGUGUUCUGUAUUUUUGUAGAAGUUUCUAAAGUGAGGGAAACAAUAUGUUGGAUUUUAUGAAC